Messenger RNA from Rhea pennata, 1395 nucleotides. RefSeq names its product CUGBP Elav-like family member 3 (gene CELF3). Gene Ontology annotation, biological process: mRNA splice site recognition; regulation of alternative mRNA splicing, via spliceosome. NCBI's taxonomy places the organism in Eukaryota, Metazoa, Chordata, Aves, Rheiformes, Rheidae. The coding region runs from base 31 to 1389 and encodes 452 amino acids. Gene Ontology annotation, molecular function: mRNA binding. Gene Ontology annotation, cellular component: nucleus; ribonucleoprotein complex; cytoplasm. The record is from RefSeq and is a predicted model, not a curated record. The transcript is spliced from 12 exons.
GCGGGGCCCGCGGCCCCCCCCGGCGGCCCCAUGAAGGAGCCCGAUGCCAUCAAACUCUUCGUGGGGCAGAUCCCGCGGCACCUGGAGGAGAAGGACCUCAAACCCAUCUUCGAGCAGUUCGGCAAAAUCUACGAGCUCACCGUCAUCAAGGACAAGUACACCGGCAUGCACAAAGGAUGCGCCUUCCUGACCUACUGCGCCCGCGAGUCGGCCCUCAAGGCCCAGAGCGCCCUGCACGAGCAGAAAACCCUCCCGGGGAUGAACCGGCCCAUCCAGGUGAAGCCGGCGGACAGUGAGAGCCGAGGAGGUACCGAGGACCGCAAGCUCUUCGUGGGGAUGCUGAGCAAGCAGCAGGCGGACGAGGACGUGCGCAAGAUGUUCGAGCCCUUCGGGACCAUCGACGAGUGCACCGUGCUCCGGGGCCCCGACGGCACCAGCAAAGGUUGCGCCUUCGUCAAGUUCCAGAGCCACACGGAAGCCCAGGCUGCCAUCGCCGCCCUGCACAGGAGCCGGACGCUGCCGGGCGCCUCGUCCAGCCUGGUGGUGAAGUUCGCGGACACGGAGAAGGAGCGGGGCCUGCGGCGGAUGCAGCAGGUCGCCAGCCAGCUGGGCAUGUUCAGCCCCAUCGCUCUCCAGUUCGGGGCCUACAGCGCCUACACGCAGGCGCUGAUGCAGCAGCAGGCGGCCCUGGUGGCCGCCCACUCGGCCUACCUCAGCCCCAUGGCCACCAUGGCCAUCCAGAUGCAGCACAUGGGCACGGUGAACCCCAACGGGCUCAUUGCCACCCCCCUGCCCCCUUCCUCAGGGACCAGCACGCCGCCCGCCAUCGCCGCCACGCCGGUGCCCGCCAUCCCGGCCCCGCUCGGCGUCAACGGCUACAGCCCGGUGCCCGCGCAGCCCCCGGGGCCGCCCGCCUCCGACGCCAUCUACGCCAACGGGGUUCACCCCUACCCAGCCCAGAGCCCCGCUGCCCCCGUCGACCCCCUGCAGCAGGCCUACACCGGGAUGCAGCACUACACAGCCGCCUACCCGGCCGCCUACGGGCUGGUGAGCCCGGCCUUCGCCCAGCCGCCCCCCCUCCUGGCCCAGCCGCCCCCCCAGCAGCAGCAGCGCGAAGGCCCCGAGGGCUGUAACAUCUUCAUCUACCACCUGCCCCAGGAGUUCGCCGACACCGAGAUCCUCCAGAUGUUCCUGCCCUUCGGCAACGUCAUCUCCGCCAAGGUCUUCGUGGACCGGGCCACCAACCAGAGCAAGUGCUUUGGCUUCGUGAGCUUUGACAACCCGGCCAGCGCCCAGGCCGCCAUCCAGGCCAUGAACGGCUUCCAGAUCGGCAUGAAGCGCCUCAAGGUGCAGCUCAAGAGACCGAAAGACGCCAACCGGCCGUACUGACCCCCC